ACACCUUCUCGAUCAAUUCCCCUCCGCGAUACAGAGAGAAAGACCGUACGUGGUGGGUUAUAUUUAUAUAUGACGACUCUGCCGAGAAAACCAGACAAAGAUAAUCAAUCAAUAUUGUGGGACUAGUUUCGCUAUUCUUUUUUUCUUUUCUUUUUUUGGGGGUUUCCAAGAGGUGGGGUAGGAGUGUCUGUUACAUGCGAGUUGAGAUCACCUUCUAUUUCGGCUAUAUAUAUAUCUCCGUUACCAUGGAAAAGUUCUAAACUUGGCAAACUUCUCAGCUCGAUCUGUGAAUUUCGCUGGUUUGUAAUUAUCAUAGAGGAGCUGCUGAUAUUUUACAGGUGAUGCUAGCUGUUAUCUUUUAAACUGAUUUUGGUACGAAGAUGGAGAUCUUUUACCAGCCUUAUAUCGAUCCAGAAUUUGAAUCGCUCAUGGAAAGAAUCUACCCUCCCAGAGUUUGUAUAGACAAUGACGCAUGCGAAGGCUGCACGCUUGUUAAGGUUGACAGUGCAAACAAGCACGGGAUUCUUCUGGAAAUGGUCCAAGUCUUGACAGAUCUUGACCUCGUUAUAUCCAAAUCAUACAUUUCCUCAGACGGUGGAUGGUUCAUGGACGUGUUCCACGUAACAGACCAGGCUGGCAACAAGCUCACUGACGAAAACCUCAUACUUUACAUCCAGCAGGCACUGUGCCCGAGCAGGAGAUCAGAGAGGACAUCAUCAAAGGAGAUACAGACACGUUUGGGAAGAGAGGUGAGACCCCGCCACGUGACAGCUGAGCACACGGUCCUAGAGAUGACUGGGACGGACCGACCGGGCCUAAUGUCUGAGAUGUCAGCGGUGCUCCUUGAGCUGGGGUGCAACGUCACCUCCGCCGUGGCAUGGACCCACAAAUCCCGAGCGGCCUGCAUAAUCCAAGUGGAGGAUGGGUUCAAAGGCGGGCCCAUCACAGACCCUAUCCGCCUGGCCCACGUGGAGGAGCAGCUAGAGAACGUGGUGGAGGCCCAUCAUGGGAAUGGGGAGAGGAGGAGCGUUAGGCUCACCGCCCCGGUGGCGGGCCAGACCCAUACGGAGCGGCGGCUCCACCAGUUGAUGUAUGCAGAUAGGGAUUACGAGCGGUGUCACCGCUGUGAUGGUGGCGAUCAGCAUAAGAAGGGCUGUGAUGGGACUCACGCGACCAUAGAGAGUUGCGAGGAGAAAGGGUACUCGGUGGUGAAUGUAAGGAGUAGAGACCGUCCGAAGCUACUGUUUGACACUCUGUGUGCUCUGACUGACAUGGAGUACGAGGUGUUUCAUGCCGUGGUUGCCUCCAAGGGCUCCAUGGCUGAUCAGGAGUAUUUUAUACGGCAUAAGGACGGCUGCACUUUGGAUACACAGAGCGAAAGGCAUAAGCUGACACAAUGCUUGAUUGCUGCUGUAGAGAGAAGAGUCUCCCAUGGACUGAGGUUAGAAAUCUGCACACACAACCGAAUGGGAUUGCUCACAGACAUGACACGGGUACUCCGCGAGAAUGGACUAUCAAUAUCGAGGGUUGAGCUCGGGAUACGAGGCGAUAGAGCAAUUGGAUCAUUCUACAUUACAGAUCCCUCCGGGCAUGAUGUGAAUCCAAACAUAAUCGAGGUGGUGAAAAAAGAGACCGGCGGAUCUGUCCUUGCAAUUCAGAGGUCCCCGGCAUGGGGUCCUCAGGCUUCUUCCUCAUCGAGGACAGCCCAAAGCACCAACAAAAGCAUAGAGGACAGGCCAAGAUUCUCACUUGGAAGCUUGUUGUGGUCUCAACUUGAGCGCCUCUCGGGUAAUUUCGGCUCCAUUAGAUCUUAGAGUUCCAAGCUCAGGAACUUCUUCCAUGUCGUACAUGUGGAUAUUUUUGUAAAUAAGGUUAUGUACCAGAAGUCGGAGUAGUUUCUCUCUUCCCAACAAGAUGAAGUCCCAUGUAAAUGAUCUAUACAAAUAGAUGGCCAUACGAAACGCAUCCACUCCACCCAACAAAAUAUUAAUGAAAUAUUUUCUUUGAAAACAAA
Alnus glutinosa is the source of this 2014-nucleotide messenger RNA. RefSeq names its product ACT domain-containing protein ACR1. The record is from RefSeq and is a predicted model, not a curated record. The transcript is spliced from 8 exons. Bases 381 to 1814 code for a protein of 477 amino acids. NCBI's taxonomy places the organism in Eukaryota, Viridiplantae, Streptophyta, Magnoliopsida, Fagales, Betulaceae.